This is a messenger RNA of Perca flavescens (yellow perch), 3522 nucleotides long. It is a transcript of the gene kctd17, whose product is annotated as potassium channel tetramerization domain containing 17. Gene Ontology annotation, cellular component: cytoplasm; Cul3-RING ubiquitin ligase complex. Gene Ontology annotation, molecular function: cullin family protein binding. The record is from RefSeq and is a predicted model, not a curated record. Bases 74 to 991 code for a protein of 305 amino acids. Lineage: Eukaryota; Metazoa; Chordata; Actinopteri; Perciformes; Percidae. Gene Ontology annotation, biological process: proteasome-mediated ubiquitin-dependent protein catabolic process; protein homooligomerization. The transcript has 7 exons.
UGGAGUGGACGCACGGACGGACGUCCUCGCUCGUCUUCAUCUCGUGUCUAGCGGCUUUUUUUUUCUUUCCUAAAUGGCAACGACGGCCGACGAGCAGCGGGAACCGGAGGACGUUGUUGCGCUGUCGACGCACCACGGCUGCCACCACAACAGCAACAACAACAACAAUAACAACAACAAAGACAACGAGGCGGGUGAGAGCGCGACGUCCGCCAGCACGACUCCAUCAGGCGGGACGGUGUCGCAGAGCAUGUGUAACGGCUCGGUCAUCAACCCCAACGGGGGGAACAACGGGAAGUGGGUACGGCUGAACGUCGGUGGCACGGUGUUCCUCACAACGCGGCAGACCCUCCUAAAAGAGCAAACUUCGUUCCUGUACCGGCUGUGCCAACAGCAGGACCUCCACUCAGACACGGAUGACUCGGGAGCCUAUGUGAUUGACAGAGACCCUACCUACUUCGGUCCCAUCCUCAACUACUUGCGGCAUGGCAAAUUGGUCUACAACAAGGAGCUGGCUGAAGAAGGUGUCCUGGAGGAGGCGGAGUUUUACAACAUCACCCCACUGAUCAAACUGGUCAAGGAGAGGAUCGUGGAGAGGGACUCCAAAGCCACGCAGCAGGUGCCUCCGAAGCACGUCUACAGAGUGUUGCAGUGCCAGGAGGAGGAGCUCACCCAGAUGGUCUCCACGAUGUCGGACGGCUGGAAGUUUGAGCAGGUCAGCGUGCGCGCCUGCAGAAAGCCCCGCACCGGACUGCUCUGGACUAUGGUGAACAUCGGCUCGUCAUACAGCUAUGGAACAGAGGACCAGGCGGAGUUUCUGUGCGUCGUGUCCAAGGAGCUUCACACUCCGGGAUCGGGACUGGCUACUGAACAGAGCCACAAAACCAAGCCGGCGGAGAUGCAGGAGGAGGAAGCCGCAAAGCAUGAGGAGGAGGAGGAGGAGGAGGAGGGAGGGAGAGAUACCACACCAAAUGAGUGGCUUAGGGAAUGAGGGAGUCAUGUUUCUUUGUUCCAAAGAGAGGCGGGAAUGGCUCUUCCAGAUCCAUGGGUCCCGGAUGUAGAAAUCACAAGAAUUUGUGUAAAAUUAUAAAAGUAAUUUCUUUUCUAGGCUUAAUAUGACAUAUUGUUGUAUGUGUGCGUCAACAGACGCAGUCAUCAAAACAGAUUUGUAGCAUUGUCAUCAGGUCAUUGACAAAAUGCCACUUAGAAAGAUUACCAAAUGACCAAAAAGGAAAAAAAAUCUCAAUCUCUCUCAAUCUUAAAUCUCACAGUUGGGCACAACAAUAUCUUCCAAAACAAUUUUUCAGUGAAACAAAUUUUAUUAGUAGAAAUCUUCAUGUGUUGCUGUGUGCAAGCGUUAUAUUGCCACGGGCUGUAGUGGAGCUUAGUAAAUUCUAACCAAAGAUCCAGUUUAAAGCUGGCCGAACCAGGGUGCUGACCCAAAAUCUUCGUCACUAUGAUGUGAUAGACGACGAAUGGUGCGAACGGAUUGGAUUACAUCUGUGUUGUUGCAUCUUCGGAUUAUUACAUUACCUAAUGUUAACACAAGGCCUUUGUUCCCAUAGUCUUCUCCUUUAUUUUGCACUUGAGGCAGAAGUUUCGAGAACAAAAACAAAACCGGCCGGGAAACAAAACCGCCACAGUGACCCCACCAGCUGUUGACUGCAAACAUUUCAGCCAGGACCAACUUUACUUAUUAAGCUUGUAGGAAAUAAUGAUGGUCAUUUUAUUUAUUUGUUGCUGUCAGUGUGAAAAGGGUUGAACGCUCCACAGCCCGUGGAGUCAGGGCGAGAGCAGAUCUUGGCAGUGUGCUCGGCUCAUACGCGAGUCAGCGAAGCCUUCGGUUCUGAGUUGCGUCCGCUGCGUUGACCCAGAUCUACCAGCUCGCAGGUCUACUUAUUUGCUCUCAGUGUGAUCCUGGGCUAACGCUGGUUUGACCUCAUGGUCUUAGCUGUUAGCUUAGCCAUUUCUUGGUUCAUUUGGCUUUGAAUUGACAGAUGGAAACUGCUUGCUGUGGGAUAUGUACUGUAUCACCACUGCAUGAUUUACUGGUCCCCUUACAAAGGUUCCAUCUGGCUACAGACUGUCAGACAGGGAAACAGUCAUUGUCCAACCGAGCUCAAAGUGAAAGCAGAGAGCGCACACACCCUGCACCGACAAAAACACACUGCUCUACAUUUUCCCCUGCACCAACACCCUGUUGUGCACUGGUACACACCUGCAGCACCUCACGCCGGUGCAUGCUCAGCUGCAGCAGCGUGGUCUCAGUCAGCCGCACCUGGCUGGGAUCCAGAGCCAGAGAGAUGUUGGCAUGAGGCUGGAACAGAGAAGGGUAGAGGGGGGGGGAAUCAUACUGAGGAGGAGAGGGUGAGACAGGAGGGUGAGGUGUAUCUUUGUUUUGUAAUAGUGAUAGUCACACAGUGUCCUCUGUCAUCAUCUUUGUUAGUACAAGGAACAGCAGAUCUGCCGCAGCGCAGCUGUGUGAUUGAAGCAGGUAGUUAGAUCAUGCGUGACUUUUAACAACCUCUGUUCCUAACUUGUGGGAACUGCACCACAGAUCAAAUUUGUAUAACGCUGUGUAUUGAAAUUAAUUCAUUUCGAAUGUUCAUCAUCAUUAUACCAUCAUAAUCAUUCAGCAAAUACACCCACCACAAGGUUUUAGCUGGAGGCGUAGUUGUUGAAUGUUGGUAAAUAAACUUAAAAUUACAGGGUGUUCCGUUUUUAUCAGCAGGUAAUAAAAUGUGUAAAUAGGCAUAUAGCCUAGGAGACAUCUACAAUAACCAAGUGUCAUGUCGUAGCUUAUCAUUUAAUGAAAAUACAUUGUUGAACAGAUGCUAGUGGAAGUUGGGCCGGACUCCGGGUCCCUUUAGAUUUUUCAUUUCCUGGAGGCAUAAAUACCUAACAUCCAGAGUUCAUCUGCAGUGGUAGGAGCCAAACAACAUUAAAACAUUACAACACAAAAGGGAAAAGAAGAAAGGGUAAGCCAUAGAAAUAGAAUGAUAGUAGGACAUUCCAUUCAAAUCAACAUAGCAGGAUGAUCAGAGCAGCAGCCAUUAUUUUGUGUAGCGUUGCCAUUGCAAAGAGCUGUGACCGUUGAAGCGGGCUAACUCAUUCUAUUUUUUUUAUGGCCAACACACGGUGCUGAGCGCCAUUUUCUUUUGAACUAGUCAAAUGACCAUUAUACUCUCAUUAACUUUCAUGUAGUAACUAUACUUAGUUAUCCAUGUUAGCUGGUUAAUCCAGUCGACAUUCCAAUUUGAAGUUAGCCAUACUAGCUAAAUUAGUUAUACUAGCCAAUAGCUGUUUAGAUAAGAUGUCUAACAGCACUCCAACAUCCUCUUAUGGCAUGAUGAAGAAAUCCCUAGAACAGCUGGGCACUGUAGUUUUUUAGCUAACGUGACUCCCAACGGGUAAAUAUAGCAUUUGUUCAGGUUUAAUUUCAGCCACAGAUUAAAACACAUUUGGUUGAUAAAUUCAUAGUUCAUUUUUAUGGAUUUUGUUGACUAGAAAAAAAAUAAAAAU